This is a messenger RNA of Erigeron canadensis, 1842 nucleotides long. RefSeq names its product RNA pseudouridine synthase 2, chloroplastic. Lineage: Eukaryota; Viridiplantae; Streptophyta; Magnoliopsida; Asterales; Asteraceae. The transcript is spliced from 8 exons. The record is from RefSeq and is a predicted model, not a curated record. The coding region runs from base 42 to 1364 and encodes 440 amino acids. Gene Ontology annotation, biological process: pseudouridine synthesis. Gene Ontology annotation, molecular function: pseudouridine synthase activity; RNA binding.
GGACCAAACAAACCAAAGCCCAUCAUCAUCCAAAACAAAAAAUGUCACUAAUCCACACACUAAUAACCUCACCAGCAGCACCACCAUUUUCCCCUGCCACAACAAGAACCCUAACCAAUUCUUUCAAAUCAUUUUUCAACAAAAACCCAUCAAUAUUUCAUCAUCAAAAACCUUCCUUUGCAUCUCAUUCCAGUUUAACUGACUACCCAGAUGCCGAAACAGAGAGUCGAACGAAUUACGCCGGUGUUCGGCUCGAAGAAAGCGUUGAAGAAGGCAAAAAGAUGAGGUUGGAUAGCUGGAUAUCUAAUAGGAUAAGUGGGAUUAGUAGAGCUAGAGUUCAGUCAAGUAUUAAGUCAGGACUUGUUUCUGUUAAUCAUCAUGUUGUUGUUAAGGCCUCCCACAUGUUAAGACAUGGCGAUAAGGUUGAAUGCACAAUAUCAGAGUUGCAACCCUUAAAAGCUGAAGGAGAGGAUAUAGCUUUAGAUAUUAUUUAUGAAGAUGAACACAUAUUGGUUGUUAACAAGCCUGCACACAUGGUUGUUCAUCCAGCACCAGGAAAUGCUACUGGGACACUAGUAAAUGCCAUUCUUCAUCAUUGCAGUCUCCCGAUCCCUUCGUUUCAAGAUUCCCUCUUAAAUCCUGACGAUUUGUCUGACAAUGAGCUGGACGAAAUCUCUACAGAUCAGACUUGCUCAGAUCCCAGUUUUGGUACUAAUGAAGCAUCAAUUCGUCCUGGGAUAGUGCAUAGGUUAGAUAAAGGCACCAGUGGAUUACUUGUUGUUGCAAAGGAUGAGCAUUCACACGCCCAUUUAUCUCAACAAUUCAAGCAACACACCAUCCAGAGGAUAUACGUGAGUCUCACUUGUGGAGUUCCAUCACCAGUUGCGGGACGUGUUGAUAUUCCAAUUGGUCGUGAUUUGACAAAUCGUAUUCGUAUGACUGCUGAUACGGGUCCCACCAAAUGUGGAAAGUCUCGCCAUGCUGCUAGUAGGUACAGAGUAGUUGAGAUACUUGCUGGUGGUGGAUGUGCAUUGGUCGAGUGGAGGUUAGAGACGGGGCGCACCCACCAGAUUCGAGCACAUGCAAAGUACCUGGGUUUUCCUUUAAUGGGAGAUGAGGUGUAUGGAGGUUCUAAGAACAUGGCCAUGUCACGACUGCAGCUCAACAACCCAUCAAGCAUACAUGGUCAGCUUUCACAGCUUAUUGGUAAACUUGAGAGACCUUGUCUCCAUGCUUUGACUCUUGGAUUUAUUCAUCCAUGCACCGGAGAAAAAAUAAAAUUUUCAUGCUUGCCCCCGAUAGAUUUUGCUGAAGUUUUGACAGGACUUCGUAAUAUAAGCACAGAGAAGGUUAAAGGGAGCUGAACAAGUUUUGAUCAUACAUUUUUGACAUAUGAAGACCUACAUGCAGCUCUAGGUACUAUUUCUUACAAAUGGAAUCUGAAUAGUUAUGUUCAAGAGGGGAAGUAAAUUACCGAUAUGCUCAUUGCAUCAAGUUAGCGCGUAGAAGUUUAGAGGUAUUAGUGGCAGGCUGCCUAGCUUGUUUGAAUAUCAAAUCCCCAUCUCCCCUUUCUCAAAUUUAAUUACUUUGACCCUAAAUAAACAGAAAGUUAGAAAUUACCUAGAAUCAUAACCACUUUUACCCAACCACUCAACUAUUUAUUUUAGUAACAGAGAGUAUGAUGGUGUAUUUGUUGUAAAUGUGUAUGAUCAAUCAAUAUCGUAUAAGGACAUAAUCUGUAUCUAUAUUUUCCUUUGACUGUACAUUGUGAUGUAAAGCCAGUGAUUGGUGUGGUUUAAACUUUAAAGGCACCAAUUAAGCCGUUUGUUUUGUUACUUAUUA